Aureobasidium vineae is the source of this 645-nucleotide messenger RNA. Lineage: Eukaryota; Fungi; Ascomycota; Dothideomycetes; Dothideales; Saccotheciaceae. The record is from the annotation of a GenBank genome assembly.
ACCAAUACCAUGGAUGACCUCUGUCAACUCGACGAGUCCAUCUUCCAAGAAGACGAGAGUCUAGUUGAUCGGAUGGAACGACUAAAACCAAGAUUCGACAUGACCAACGCCUCCCUCACAGCGAUCUGUGGAAAUCCACCCAUUCCUAUCCAUUCACAAGAUGGCGAAGCUACUCAGGACGAAGCUAUCAUGUUCAACCUACUGAUCGACCUUAUCAAUGUAUCGGAUCUAGGAUAUAACCGAAGCACCGCAGCCUCAGCUGCCGCUCGUGCGACGAAUGCACUCUUUAACUCCAUGACCCCAGAUCCAUUGCUGCGACAGACAGAAAAAUACUCAUAUGGUGCCCUAUGGACAAUUUAUUCCGAGCUGUUCAACUUUGUANAACAGAUACCAGUCGAACACCAUGCGAUGCAAAGGCUAGUUGACUGGAUUGCUGAGUUGAGAAAGAUACACGUACAGACGUUACAUAUCUGGGGCAAAGACAUUGAAUUGUGGGAAGGCUUGCCGCUGCUGAAUCCGGAGUGGGUCGAACUGGUCGAGGAGUACGGUGUAUCACCAGAGGAUAUCAGGAGCAAGAGGUUCAGAAUCUUUCGAGAUCUGUUGGAAUCGAGUGGAGGUUACGCUCUCUACAACUAUUGGAAGUAG